Messenger RNA from Eruca vesicaria subsp. sativa (arugula), 1372 nucleotides. Lineage: Eukaryota; Viridiplantae; Streptophyta; Magnoliopsida; Brassicales; Brassicaceae. The record is from the annotation of a GenBank genome assembly.
AAAUAUCUAGAGGCGAAGGAAACUCUACUUGGAACCAAUCGUUCUCUUGCAACCAAACGAGGGGACUGAUUCUGGAAUUGAAAAAGAUAGAGAGAAGAGAUGGGCAGCACAAGCACGAGCUCUGCUGCUCUAAUCCACCACUUCCGCCUCACAAGUCUUGACACGUUUUCGCCUAGAAAGCGUCCAUACUCUGUGAACUUCUGCAAUUCACGGAGAGAAGAUGGACUCCGAUACGGUUUGACGCAUCGGUGUAGCAAAGGCUUAAGACCGGUGGUCCGCUUAUCAGCUCUCGAUGAAAAUUCCAACAAUUCACCGACAGAGAGCACUCCCGGCGUUGGCUCUGCUCUAGAAGACAGACCAGCUGUGGAAGAUGCAUCCUUUGAGCAAGAAGAUAAAUCAAGUUCCAUCUACGAGUUUCUGUAUCCAGACAAAGAGGAGCUUCCUGAUGACAAAGAGAUGACUAUAUUCGAUCAUCUUGAGGAGCUCCGGGAGAGAAUUUUCGUCUCUGUUUUGGCUGUGGGAGCUGCAAUCACAGGAUGCUUCACCUUCUCCAAAGAUCUAAUCGUGUUUCUUGAAGCUCCUGUCAAAAAUCAGGGUGUUCGGUUUCUUCAGCUAGCUCCUGGCGAGUUUUUCUUCACAACGUUAAAGGUCUCUGGUUAUUGUGGGCUUUUACUAGGGAGUCCAGUGAUUCUGUAUGAGAUUAUAGCUUUUGUACUUCCUGGUCUGACACGAGCUGAGAGAAGGUUUCUUGGGCCGAUUGUGUUUGGUUCCUCAUUGCUGUUCUAUGCUGGACUUGCCUUUUCCUACUGGGUGUUAACCCCUGCAGCGUUGAACUUCUUUGUGAAUUAUGCAGAAGGGGUGGUUGAAUCUCUGUGGUCUAUUGACCAGUACUUUGAGUUUGUGCUAGUGCUUAUGUUCAGCACCGGCCUUUCUUUCCAGGUUCCAGUGAUUCAGUUACUCCUGGGACAAGUAGGGGUGGUGUCGGGAGAUCAAAUGCUAUCCAUAUGGAAAUAUGUGGUGGUUGGUGCGGUUGUUGUAGCAGCUGUGGUCACACCUUCGACUGAUCCAGUUACUCAAAUGCUCCUAGCGACGCCGCUUCUGGGGCUUUACUUGGGUGGUGCAUGGAUGGUCAAGCUCACAGGUCGGUGAGAAUCUUAUUCGAAGACAAAUAAAAUCAUGUAUGUUGUAGAGGUAUAUCACUUUCCAUCAAGAAACCACAGCUUGGUACCUAAAGUGUUUAUGUGAAUCUUCAUCUUCUUUUGAAUGCACAUAUAAUAGGACUAGGAGAUGGGUAUUUAUUAUGUAAAUCAUAUUCUGCAACAUCCACGAAUACACACAAGCGACUCUGUAAUUAACAUUAUCAACGAUAAGC